Molecule: messenger RNA, 1312 nt
Organism: Triplophysa rosa
Lineage: Eukaryota; Metazoa; Chordata; Actinopteri; Cypriniformes; Nemacheilidae
Exons: 9
Coding region: 100-1215 (371 amino acids)
Biological process (GO): transcription by RNA polymerase III
Cellular component (GO): RNA polymerase III complex
Molecular function (GO): DNA binding
Source: RefSeq, a predicted model, not a curated record
GCGCGGUCACGUGACCCGUGACGGACGCUUCAGGAGCACGUAGCCGUUAGCUCGGCUAAUCUUACAGAUGCGUCUUAAGGCGUUUACACAAACUUCAAGAUGUCUGAUCAUGGUGAUGGGGAUCCAGAACUGAGUUUCAGAUCAUCGUUUGCUCUGGGUAGAGGACUUCCGGGCCGGAUAUCACUGAAUCCCCCUCCACCGGGCAGAUUGACCUCCCUGCGCUCCAGAGAUCUCACCCUGGGUGGAUAUAAGAAGAAAACCUUCGUACCAAACGUUAACUCUGUGCGCAAAACUAAAGACGAGUUACAGGAGGAGACCCACACUGCACCGAAGAAGGAGAGAAGAGACAGAGAGGACAGACAGAGAGAAAGACGAAGACGGGAAAAACCCCAGACGAUUCAGUCUCACUCUAUAUUUGAACAGGGUCCUGCAGACACCUACAGAAAACCGGGUAAUUGGGGGGGCUCGAACCCGAGCAACUGUGAUCCUGCACUAGUCACCAAGUGCUUUAAUAAGGAGAAGGUCAAUACUAAAGAUGAUGAUGAUGAAAUUUUACAAAAACUCCAACGAGAUGAUUUUUUGGAUGAUCCCGGGUUAAAAAGCGACCCAACGCAGAGACCAAUAAGGCUUCCACUCCAUCAGGCGUGCAACUUUUUGUCCACAGACGCAGCUAAUACGUUUAAAGAAGAGACAACACCCGACGUCCUGAAACCGUCCAGAACAGCGAGAGGUGCGUCUGUGUCCCCACAGCAGCCAACGGUUCGAGAACUAUUUGAGCAGCUUUGUGUUUCAGAGAGGGAAGAGCUGCUGUUCAUUCAGCUUCCUGAUGUCAUACCAGGUCAGCCGAAAAACAGCAGCAGCCCAGAAAAGAAGAGAAACGAAGUCGUCAAGCCCGCAGACAAACGCUCGCCGCAUGUUAAAGAUCAGACUGAAAAGACCAAUGUGCAUGUUUUGUCUGACUUCUCCGAGGGUCUGAUUGGAAAACUACAAAUAAGAAGGUCCGGUAAAGUUCAGCUGCUCAUGGGAAAUGUAACAUUAGAUGUCUCUGAGGGAGCCGCCUUCACUUUCCUACAGCAACUGGUGUGUGUGCGGCUGUCUGAGGGGCGCACUGGAGACAUGACCGUGCUGGGAAACGUCACGCACAAGCUGGUGUGCUCACCUGAUUUUGAAACCUUACUGCAAGAGGUCAAACCCAGUUCGCACACAAAGUCCUGAAUUUAUUCCCCAAAUAAUAUUUCGCAUAAUAUUGUAAAUAAUGUCAUGUUUUUUAUAUGAGCUUUUGUUUACUGAGCUCGCAAGUAGCAACUCAUGG